Molecule: messenger RNA, 2210 nt
Organism: Schistosoma rodhaini
Lineage: Eukaryota; Metazoa; Platyhelminthes; Trematoda; Strigeidida; Schistosomatidae
Source: the annotation of a GenBank genome assembly
AGUCCGCGUGACACCAGAAAUGAAGAAACACAAAGUUAGAGCUGGUGAUGUGGGAGCUAUUCAGGCAGCUGAGUCCUUUGCGGUAAUUUCAGAGGACAAGAAACCUACUUUAGAUUGCAGUCAAUGGCCAUUAUUGUUGAAAAAUGUUCAUCUUAUGAAUGUACGCGAGUGUCAUUUCGAGGCUGACACAACAGGCUACUCACCUUUACACAGGCCUCUGGAUGAAUACAUUAAGAGUGGAGUCAUCAACCUCGACAAGCCAUGCAACCCAUCAUCUCAUGAAGUUGUUGCGUGGGUGAAAAGAGCCCUUGGAGUCAACAAAACCGGUCAUAGUGGCACUUUAGACCCCAAAGUUUCUGGUUGUCUUAUUGUCUGUAUCGAUCGUGCUACUAGGCUUGUAAAGUCUCAGCAAAGUGCUGGUAAAGAGUAUGUAUGCAUAUUUAGACUUCACGAGUCCGUGGAUGAGAUCAAAAAGAUACAAAAAGCUGUAGAGGGGCUGACUGGAGCAUUAUUCCAGAGACCCCCGCUAGUUGCUGCUGUUAAGCGCCAGCUCAGAGUUCGUACAAUAUACGAGUGUAAACUUUUGGAGUACGAAAAAAGUAAAAAUUUGGGGCUAAUAAUGGUGCGCUGUGAGGCUGGAACGUAUGUUCGGACGCUUUGUGUGCAUUUGGGUUUGCUUUUAGGUUGUGGAGGUGUUAUGGAAGAACUUAGGCGGUCUAAAACUGGUUUUAUGUCUGAAAGGGACAAUCUGGUUACUAUGCAUGAUAUACUAGAUGCUAAGUGGCUUUAUGACAAUAGGCGAGAUGAGACUUACUUGCGUCGUGUUAUUAUGCCUCUCGAAAAGCUGCUGAUCAAACACAAACGGAUUAUGCUUAAAGAUACUGCCGUGUGCGCUAUUUGCUUCGGUGCGAAACUUAUGUUGCCUGGCGUACUCCGUUACGACAACGACAUCAAUGUCAACGAUGAAAUAGUCCUAAUGACUACCAAAGGCGAAGCCGUAGCUCUUGCUGUUGCACUAAUGACUACUGCAACAAUCGCGACGUGUGACCAUGGAUUAGUCGCAAAACUGAAAAGAGUGAUAAUGGAGCGUGAUCUCUAUCCUCGCCAGUGGGGUCGUGGUCCUGUUUCCAUGGAAAGGAAAAAACUCGUUGCCCAAGGUUUACUUAAAAAGUUUUCCAAAUCUGACGGUGUGACGAAUACUUCGAACUCUGUUGGGUAGGUGAUCAAUGUUUGUUAACGCGUACUUCAGAUUGAAAACCAAGAUGGAAGCAAGUGAAGCUGGGGAGGCUGUAACGUAAGUUCACUACUUACCUUCGACAUCUUUGAUAGAAGGCGAAUUAAAGCACCAAAUCCUUCCGACUCAAGCGACGAUGAAAUGGCAAGCAAAAAUUUGAACGAUCACGACGGUCAGGAUACGGGAGCUGAAGAAUCAUCAUCCGACGACAGUGACUGACUCCAUUUUUCAGAGCUUUAAUUAAAUUGUAUAUUUUUCCGCAAUUCAUUGUCUUCUCUUGCGCCUAAAUAUUAAUACUUGAAGAUAACAGUCGGUGGACUGACUAAGCUUGUGCACAAAAAUAAUCGUGCAACAUAUCCCCGUUACUACGAGUUUAUGAUGUAUAGGAUAUGACAAUUGUUCAGGUAUGCACGUUUAGAAUGUAAACGCAUGAUAUAUGUGGUGUUGGGGUAAAAUGUGACAUCGAGAAUACAAUCAUUAGCCGGUCCCUACCACUAUUUAAAAUAUAUCCAUAAUUAUUGUUCCUAAUACCAGUUUUCUGAAGUUGGUCGAGUCAUUUGUCGAAUCUCACACUAUCGAGUUAAAUUUACAUCGGUGGAUGUCGACAUCUUGUUAUAUCAUUAGUAAGUCGAGGUCGCAUUCACUACAUGUUCACUGAUUAUCACAAAGAGCGAGUUAGAUGGCGAAGUGUGGUGUUCACUACCCUAGAUAGUGUAAGGUUGUAUGUUCUCGCAAAAUCAAUUCCAAAAACGUAUCUGCUGGCCUGGUGUUAUUUCGCAUUUCGGAACCUGAUAUUCGCAUUCAGGGCAAUAAAUAAUGGUUAUAUCACUAUUCAUCUUCAUGAGUACUUACUAAGACGCUUCUUACGCUAUACAGAGAUGCAGUUUGGCAUAAUAGAGUAUUCUUUAGUUCGUUAGUUCAGCGUUCAGACCGAACACUGAAAUUUCUGUUGUUACGCUAAUUGCGGUCACUUUUG